This is a messenger RNA of Auanema sp. JU1783, 181 nucleotides long. The record is from the annotation of a GenBank genome assembly. NCBI's taxonomy places the organism in Eukaryota, Metazoa, Nematoda, Chromadorea, Rhabditida, Rhabditidae.
GAGAUAAGGAUGGAACGACUAAUCUCAUUAUGCCUCCCGGAGUUUCGAGAGUGAAUAAUGAGCUCCAGAAGAAGUAUGCUCGCGGCGUUCAAUACAACAUGAAAAUUGUUAUUAGAGGCGAUCGCAACGUAGGUAAAACUUGUUUGCUUAAACGACUCCAAGGAUUAUCAUUUUGUGAAGA